Naegleria gruberi is the source of this 1404-nucleotide messenger RNA. RefSeq names its product palmitoyl-protein thioesterase. Gene Ontology annotation, molecular function: palmitoyl-(protein) hydrolase activity. The record is from RefSeq and is a predicted model, not a curated record. The transcript is spliced from 4 exons. Bases 1 to 1404 code for a protein of 467 amino acids. Gene Ontology annotation, biological process: receptor-mediated endocytosis; protein depalmitoylation. Lineage: Eukaryota; Heterolobosea; Eutetramitea; Acrasida; Naegleriidae. Gene Ontology annotation, cellular component: lysosome.
AUGAAGGAAAGGCGGUUCAUGUUUGUAUUGUUGGUUGUGAUUUGUGUGUUCAUGAUCAGCACGGAGGUGGAAUCAUUAUCGGUUCGUAUCAAUCCAAAAUCACAACAAGUUGCUGCUUCAUCAAGUGAUAGUAUUAAACCAAUUGUAUUGUGGCAUGGUAUGGGUGAUUCAUGCUGUUUUCCAUUUUCAAUGGGAAAGAUUGAAACACUGAUUAGAUCACAAUUUAAUUCAUCAAAUUUACCAUAUAUUCAUUCUAUUAGAAUUGGAAAUAAUAUAGAGGAAGAUGUUGAGAAUAGUUAUCUAAUGAAUGCCAACAAACAAGUUCAAAUGGCUUGUGAUAUGUUGAAGAAGGAUCCUAAUUUGAAGGAUGGAUUUAAUGCUAUUGGAUUCUCUCAAGGAUCUCAAUUUUUGAGAGCCUUUGUUCAAAGAUGCAAUUUGCCAAAGGUUAAUAAUUUGAUCAGUAUUGGAGGACAACAUCAAGGAGUUUAUGGCUUACCUAAAUGUAUUGGAGUCAAUCAUACAGUUUGCGAAUAUAUAAGAGAAAUGUUGGAUAUUGGAGUUUAUUGGGGUUGGGUUCAAGAUUCUCUUGUUCAAGCAGAAUAUUGGCAUGAUCCUUUCAAUGAACAGGAAUAUAUUGAUAAGUGUAUUUUCCUUCCAGACAUUAAUAAUUAUGGAAGAAUUAAGAAUGAAACUUACAAGAUUAAUUUAAAGAGCUUGAACAAAUUUGUAAUGGUGAAAUUCUUGCAAGACUCAUUCGUACAACCAAUAGAAUCUGAACAAUUUGAAUUUUAUCAACCUGGACAAGAUAAACGUGUCGUUCCAUUAAGAGAAUCGCCACUCUACAAGGAGGAUUGGCUUGGCUUACAAGAAAUGGAUAAAGCAGGAAAAUUGGUCUUUUUAGAAAGCAAUGGUGAUCAUCUUCGAUUCACUGAGCAGAAACAUAUUUCCGAGAUUGAAAAGGAUUUAAAGGAAAAUGAAUUAAAUUCUAGGAGGAGUAAUAAUCAUAAGGAAUUGGAAAUUGAAAAUAAUGAAUCAGAUGAAUGUGGCUACAAUCCAUUGUUUAGGAAAUCAAAAAACGAUACUGUUCAGGAAUUAAUUGAUGAGUAUGAACGAGGUGUAAAGGUGAUCAAUGAAAGUGAGAGACUAAAUGAGAAAAAGAGAAAGUUCAGCACUGUGUCACCACUAUAUGAACAAAAGUUUAAUAAGAUUCUGGAAAUGGCAGCAGAAACGAAAGCAAAAUUAGCAAAAAUCAAAGAGGAUAGAAGAUUUGAAACUAAUGAAACUGUGAAAGUUCCGAAAUCAAUAGUGGAGCAAGCUAAAAUCCUUAGAACCAAGUUUAUUGAAAAUAUUCAAAAAGAUGAUGAAGGAGUUGAUGAAGACCUUACACUAAGCGCUCUAUUGUAG